Molecule: messenger RNA, 478 nt
Organism: Trichobilharzia szidati
Lineage: Eukaryota; Metazoa; Platyhelminthes; Trematoda; Strigeidida; Schistosomatidae
Source: the annotation of a GenBank genome assembly
AUGACUGGUCGUGGUUUAACAGAAGAACAAAUAGAUGAAUUAAGAGAAACUUUUGGCUUAUUUGAUAAAGAUCAUGAUGGACAGAUCACAAUACAAGAAUUACGUUCAAUGAUGAAAUUGUUCAAUCGACCGUGUUCAUUAGAUGAAGCAAAAGAGAUUAUGUCAGAAGUUGAUAAAAAUAAUGAUGGUGUUAUUGACUUUAGAGAAUUUGUUGAACUAAUGUAUCCGUUAAUGACAUCAAAUAAUAUGGAUGAGGCAAAUUUACGAGCAUCAUUUGAAUUUUUUGAUAAAGAUAAAGAUGGGAGUAUUACAACAAAAGAGUUGAAAAGUGUUCUGCAAAGUUUACACUUAAAGCUAACUGACAGUGAAAUUGAUGAAAUGAUCUGUGAAGCGGAUGCUGAUAAAAACGGGACUGUAUCCUUUGAAGAGUUUAAAUCUGUCAUGAAUAAAUGUAAAAAGUAACAAGCUUGUGUGUGUG